AAAAAGAAAAAAAAAAAAACGUAGCUGUACGAAAGAUCUCCACUUGAUCAAUCUUGCGUUAUAAUCAUGCUUCGAUCAAAAGCUUUUGUCAAACGUAAUCGCAAAGGCAACGUUGUCAAGGUAGUGAAAGAACACUAUUUGAGGGAUGAUAUCCCCUGCUCCUCGGAAAUUUGUCGCGAAUGUGCCAAGAUCUCCCCACCAUUAUUAUCCAGCACUCCGAGUGGAACAAGUACAAUGAAGCCCCAUUAUCUCAUCCCAGACACCAAUGUCUUUAUCAAUCAACUCGAUCUCAUGGAACACCCUGCUUUCAAAGAUGUUAUUGUUUUACAAACUGUCAGAGAAGAGGUUCGUCAUUUGAGUAUUCCCGUUUAUAACCGAUUGAACGCAAUCCUUGCGGAUAAGACGAAGCGCUUCUAUUUGUUUGCAAAUGAACAUCAAAGAGACACAUUUGUUGAAAGGUUAAAAGAUGAAUCUCCCAACGAUAGAAACGAUAGGGCUAUUCGUGUGGCUGCAAAGUGGUAUGAUACCCAUUUGAAGGCGUGUGGAUCUGAAGCGAUGAUAGAUAUUAUUAUGCUGAGUGAUGAUAAAGCGAAUAAAGAGAAGGCUGGUGCUAUCGGUGUCAAAUGUUGCAACGUUUGGCAGUAUGUAGAAAGUAAGAAGGAUUCACCAGAAUUAUUAGACAUGGUAGCAGCUCCUAAGGCUGUUGCUGGUGAUGCUAUUGUAUAUGAAGAGCACUAUUCGCCAGCAAAAAUUAAGAAUGGUGUGCAAAAUGGAAAGUUGAUUCAAGGUUCUUUCCAAGUCAGCAUGCAUAAUGUCUAUGAGGGCACAAUUGUUGGAGAAGUUGAAGGGGAAAUGAAAACGAUCUAUAUUUUGGGUCGUAAAAAUUUCAAUAGAUGUAUUCAAGGUGAUAUUGUCGCCGUUGAACUCUUACCUAAAGAGAAAUGGAAACAUAGUGCUUCUAUUGCUAUUGAAGAAGAAGAUGAAGACGAAGAGAAAAUGUAUGGCGAAGAAGAAGUGGUAGAUAGAAUGGUUGAAAAUGACAGCCCUCCUGAACCUACAGGCAAAGUUGUUGGUAUCAUUCGGAAAAAAUGGAGACCAUAUUGCGGUUUCAUCGUUAAGAACAGUGUUCCGAAAGAUACACAAAGUGGUAACAUUACUGUACGCUUUCGUGCUAUGGAUAAACGAAUUCCACCCAUCAAGAUUAGAACAGCACAAGCUCAUGCAUUACUCGGAAAGCGUAUCAUUGUCUCCAUUGAUAGCUGGCCCGUUACUUCAGCCUUUCCCUUAGGCCAUUUUGUAAAGACACUGGGGUCCUCUGGCGACAGAGAAACUGAAACUGAAGUACUGUUAUUAGAGCAUAAUGUACCAUUUCAGGAGUUUUCCAAGAGAGUCCUUGAUGACUUGCCACCCGAGGGUGACAAAUGGAUUGUACUUGAUAAACAUAUCAAUAAUGAAAAGAGACGUGAUUUUAGAGACUUAGAUAUUUGCAGUAUUGAUCCUCCUGGAUGUACUGAUAUUGAUGAUGCCCUUCAUGCCCGUCAACUUCCUAAUGGCAAUUGGGAAGUCGGUGUUCAUAUCGCUGAUGUUACUUAUUUUGUCAAACAUGGUAUGCCCAUGGAUGUCGAAGCGGCCAGUCGCGGUACUUCGGUAUAUUUAGUUGAUAAACGUAUUGAUAUGUUGCCUGCUCUUCUCGGCACAAAUUUAUGUUCACUUAGAUCGAAUGUUGAUCGUUUAGCUUUUUCUUGCGUCUGGGAAAUGAAUGAUAAUGCAGAAAUUAUUAGCACUGAUUUCACAAAAAGUGUCAUCCGUUCAAAGCACUCGUUCACGUACGAUGAAGCGCAAAGUCGAAUUGAUGAUGAAAGAAUGCAAGAUUCUCUCACUCAAGGCAUCCGAGUGCUUAAUAAGUUUGCCAAGAUUCUUCGUCAACAACGUAUGGAUAACGGUGCUUUGACAUUGGCGUCACCCGAAGUGCGCUUUAAUCUUGAAAAUGACUCACAAGACCCAGUUGAUGUUGAAAUGAAAGAGUUGAAGGAAACAAAUGCUCUUGUUGAGGAAUUCAUGUUGCUCGCUAAUAUCUCAGUAGCCAAAAAGAUUUUCUCCAAAUUCCCCAGCUGUUCAAUGCUUCGUAAGCAUCCUGCACCUCCCACGAAUAAUUUUGACAUGCUUCGCAAAGUGCUAGCACAAAAAGGAGUUACCAUUAACACAGAGACCUCUAAAGCUUUAGCUGAUUCCUUAGACAAAGCAGUGAUACCCGGUGACCCAUAUUUUAACAAAUUAGUUCGUAUAAUGACAACCCGCUGUAUGAUGCAAGCCCAAUAUUUCUGUUCAGGAACAGAAACAGAGUCUGAAUUCAGACAUUAUGGUUUAGCCAGCCCGAUCUACACUCAUUUCACAUCACCUAUUCGUCGUUAUGCUGAUGUGGUUGUCCAUCGCUUAUUACAAGCAUGUAUAGACGAUGACAUUGAUUACGGACCAGAUUUAAUUGAUAGUCAAAAAAUGAAGGAACUCUGUGAUAAUUUGAAUUUCCGUAACAGAAUGGCACAGCAAGCUGGCCGUAGUUCUGUGGAGCUGUUUACCAACUUAUAUUUCAAGAAUAAGGUGGAGAUAGAAGAUGGUCGCGUGUUGCGUGUACUUAAGAACGGAAUCAUUGUUCUCGUUCCUAAAUACGGUAUUGAAACAGUCGUUUAUACUGCUAAAACUGGCAGCAAUUCGCCAUUAGUAUAUAAUGAAGAAGAUUGCAGUUUGGUUGCUGGUGACGUGGUCAUCAAAACUUUUGAUGCUGUUAAGGUUGAAAUUACUGUAGAAGGUGAUGAACAAGGGAUGCGUCAAAAAAUGAAUAUGAGGCUUGUAGAACCUUACAUUGAAGGUGUCAGUACAAAGCCCAGUGCCAGCAAAAGACCUAACGAAGAAGCAGUGGAACACAAUGUUGUAAAGAAAGCAAAGAAUUAAGGCAAACCCUUUUUCAUUAUAUUUGUACAUAACAAUACACUGUUUUUUGUAAACUUUCUUUAAUUAAACAGUAAUAAUCAAAACCUAA
Mycotypha africana is the source of this 3037-nucleotide messenger RNA. Its product is annotated as exosome complex exonuclease RRP44-like protein. Gene Ontology annotation, molecular function: 3'-5'-RNA exonuclease activity; RNA binding; endonuclease activity. Gene Ontology annotation, cellular component: cytoplasmic exosome (RNase complex); nuclear exosome (RNase complex). NCBI's taxonomy places the organism in Eukaryota, Fungi, Mucoromycota, Mucoromycetes, Mucorales, Mycotyphaceae. The coding region runs from base 67 to 2949 and encodes 960 amino acids. The transcript has 13 exons. Gene Ontology annotation, biological process: rRNA catabolic process. The record is from RefSeq and is a predicted model, not a curated record.